GGGUGCAGUGACGCUGUGACCAAAACACACACUCACUCAGAGAGAGGAGGAGGAGGGGAAACAAGGGUAGAGAGGGAAACAGGAACAGAAAGUGAAGACUUGUCAAGAUGUCUGGGUGAAGGGGACCAGAUCAGAGAAGAAGCCAGAUGCCAAAACAGAAAGAGCAGAUGUUUGAGCAGACGACUGGAUUAGACAGGAGGGGCGAGCUGACCUGCCACUCCACAUGUGCCUCCGGGGUAAGACACACCCAAAUUGAACUACGUCUCUACUAAAUCAUACUGAAAGCCAAAGGACAAGAGGACAAGUGAAGAGUGAAAUAGACAACCAGAAAGAAAACAGAUGGAGCAAUGCCAAGCAGCAUAAACAAAAUUGGCUGAAGUGCAGAUUUGGGCUUUUUCAUCUUGCAUCAAGAUCAUCAUAACCGGGCGAUUUCUAAGAAAACCUUGUUAUAAACAAAUGAACUUUUGGUCUUUUGGAUUUGAUCAAAGAACGCUUUGGCUUUGUCUCCACCUCACAGUGCAUUUCAAGGAAGGAGGCAUGCAUGAAGUCCCCCUCCAUGCUUCCAGUGUUUCCAUUUAACAUAAACAACACAAGCCUGAGCGCGCAUGCCUCAUCAGAUAGUGCCGUAAACUCUGUUCUCUAGAAGUAGAAAACAGAAGCACAUGUCAAGACACUAGAAAUAUCUGACCUUUGACAGCUGUUGGCUCUUUGGAUGUUUGAGGUUUUUCGUAAAGAGUAACUCUUCAUAACUUACAACUUCAAAGCUGGAACCAGAUUCCGCGAAAGGACUUACAUUAACACCAUAUCUUAAUUAGCUGGGUGUCUGCCGCUGCCUAACAGGCACAUUCACUGACUUGCAAACUUCACAACCCUCUAAAGGAUUUAUUACAACUUUACAACUGCCAGACAGACUCAAUUGAAAGGAUUCACAGCUCCGUAUCCAAAGCCAUGGAUGGAAGAGCAGAAAGCAUCCAGGAUCUUUUUAACCAACUUUGGAGCUUUGCUACAGCAAAACACAACCAGGGGGUGUACAACACAGUCUGCCUGGUUGUCCUCCUAAUUCUUCCCCUGCUGGUCCUCCUUACCACUUUGGUGGUGUGCUGCCACUGCUGCUGCUGUCGCCAUGCCAACAGCUGCUGUGGCAAAGACGCCAUGGCAACCGUAAGGUCAGAAACAAAGAAAAAAAAGAAUUCCACUGAAGACCUUUGGAUCUCUGUCAAGACGGGGCCGUUGACACCUGACAGGGUCACCCUGGCCAUGGAGUAGGAAAUUCUUUUUUUUUUUUUUUAAUUUUUUUAUAUUUCUGAUCCUGGGUCAGUUGGUGCAGGGGAGCUGAUGGAGCAUCUCAAGAGUGUCCAACUCAAACCAGCUUGGACUCAAAAGACAACCAGGGGUUGAUGCGUAGACUGUAGAAGUGAAGCCAAGACAUCUUGAUCGUCCCCUGGUGUCUGGCUGCAGUAUGGACGGGACUUUGACACCGCGGCUCCACCGCCAGAUCACUGGCGCAGAGUCUGGCUCCAAAAAUAACAAUAAGGCACUUUCGUACAGCGGGAGGAAGUGGAGUCGCGUGGACCAUUUUUAUAUACAGUCUAUGGUUCAAACCAAUGGGAUGACACAUUGUAAUGGCCACAGAUAUGGUUGAAACAUGUAAACAGUAUACAGUCAGUGUACUUUUGUCAUUUUUGUAUCUAUAUAAUGUUAUGUGUGGAGAAUGUUUACAACAUUUUGUAUGAACUUUUUAGUGUGUGGUACAUAAAGGAAGAAUAUGCAUAUGAACAUAACUGAAAUGUGUGUGUUGAUAUGAGUGGGUUCGAGAAAGAGAGAGUGUGUGUAUGUGUGUGUGUGUGUGUGAGUGUGUGUGUGUGUGUGUGUGUGUGUGUGUGUGUGUGUGUGUGUGUGUGUGUGUGUGUGUGUGUGUGUGUGUGUGUUAGAGCUCCCUUAUGCAAUUCAUUGCGUCUGUAUUUGGGAGAAAGAGCCAAUUUAAGGUCUGCCCAGUGAAGUGCUGGCUGUAAAACGGCACACUUUUUAUAUUCAGGCGGCAAUCUAUAGACUCAUGAUUCACUCUCACUUUCUCAAAAAAGCCACUGUCCUCCAAAACAUUUAAAAGAAAACUAUAAGUUUGAUUUCUUUCCUCUUUUCUUACUUUAUUUGCUUGAUUUAAUACAGUCCAGGCCACAGGACUAGUUUUGAUUUUUGAGUGUUACAGUAGGCCUACUCAGGUCAAGUGAGCCUUGAAAGCACAUGUAAUAAUCCAAAUGGAAGGAAAACCCAAAAAAGUAAAAAACAAAUAAACUUGGAAUAUGUUUUCUUUCCCACAUUGAUUGACAUAACUUUUAAUGCACUGAUUACCACUAGACAGCAACCAUAUCGAAGGCAGUCAUGUUUUCUGGGCCUGUCUUUAUAAAAGUUUUAGAUUUAAGUAAAAUAAUUGACACUUUUACUUUACUUUUAAUAAACUUAACGGACAAUUCCAGCGCAAAAUGAACUUUGGGGUUAAUAACACAUGGUUACCGAGUCGACCGUUCUCUGGGAUAUGUUUUCAUGCUAAUUGAACGUGACCAGUUUUAGCGCAAACUGCUAAUUAGCUUGUAAUGCUAGUUGUCGGGGCACGGGU
Etheostoma spectabile (orangethroat darter) is the source of this 2614-nucleotide messenger RNA. Its product is annotated as KIAA0040 ortholog. The record is from RefSeq and is a predicted model, not a curated record. The transcript has 2 exons. Bases 949 to 1266 code for a protein of 105 amino acids. Lineage: Eukaryota; Metazoa; Chordata; Actinopteri; Perciformes; Percidae.